AUGGCGAAGCAAAAGCGUUUCCCAAAUCCAUUAAAGUCAACACCGCAAACUACACGUGCAACACAUUCUCAAGCACCACAAGCACCUCAGGUUCAUACUUCACCUCAAGUUUCCCAAGCACCUCAAGCAUCCCAAGCUCCUCAACUUCCACCUCAAUCUCAUGCUUCAUCUCUAGUUCCAUCCCAAGUUCAUCUUACACAUCAAGUUCUGCCUAGAGUUCAUACUUCACCUCAAGUUCCACUUCAAGCUCAUGCUUCAUCUCAAGUUCCAACCCAAGUUCAUCUUACAUCUCAAUCUCUACCUCAAGCACCAACUUCAUCCCAUUCAUUACCUCAAGCUCAAAAUUCAACUCAUUCUUUAUUUCAAACACAUCAUAGUGAACCAUCUCCAAUACAAAGUCCAACUAACUCAUCACCAUUGAAUGGUACAACACCAUCGGAGUCUCUAGAAAUUCCACAACAAUCUCAAACAUCUAGGCAAUAUGUUGGGCGUGAAUCUGUGGAAUAUUGGACUGUUGAAUCAAUAGAUUCACAAGGAGCUACUAAGAAGAUAAAACUUAAGUAUUGGCAAGUCAAUGAUUUACCUAUCGGGGAACGUGUAAUUGUACACUUUGAUGACCGAUAUGAGGCAUAUGGUGAAGCACAAGGUUUGCUUGCAGGAUAUUGUGGAACAUUAGCAACUAAUUCCAAUUUAUUUCCAAUUAAUUUUGAAAGGUGGUCUGGAAAAUUAGGCAUGCCAAAAUCUUAUUUAGAUAAUUGCUUUGAAACUGAUUUGAAGCCUCGAUUUCAGUUUAACACUAAUGAAGCCAUGGCAAAGAGAUAUUGCAAACUUAGCAUUUCAAAGAAGUGGGCUGCACAUAGACAAAUUUUGUGGACUAGAUUUUACGAUCCAUCUCAAUCCCGAGAUGAAAUCAUAAGUAAUGUUCCAGAGCGUUGUCGCAAAAAUAGAGAAAAUCGUAGCAAGCAAGUGAUUCCUCAUACCGGUGGUUCUAAACCUCUUUCGAGAAAAAGACAUGAGAUGGAACAAAUUGAAGUGGGUUUGACACAGAGCAAUGUUGAUGAAUCUGAAAUAUCUCCUAAUGAUGUUGUCGGUAGAGUCUUUGGGCCCGAGCAUUCUGGAAGAGUUAGAAGCAUGGGUAUGGGAGCAGCUCCUACCAAUACAUUUAGAAAUAAUGGAGUUAGACUUUCAAAUUUAAGUAAUUCUUCAACAAGUGCUUCUACAUCAUCAUCUAAUUUUUGGCAUGAGAAGUACAUGAACUUGGAAUCUCAAGUUCAAAAUAAUAUGGCAGCAUUUAAAGCAUAUAUUAUGAUGAAAGAAGGAAAGAUUCCUGAUCAAGUGGCUGACAUUUUGGGUUUAUCAAAUCUUAAGAUAUCUCUAAUUCUAGUAAAAUCUUAUAGUUGUAUUGAAAAUAUGGUUGAUGAGGUUAAGUAUAUGGCAGCUGAUAUGUCAAAGAAUUGUAGUAUUGAUAUUGUACCAAGUGACGUUGCAAGUGAGCCUAAUUCGCCGUUGAUUGCAAGAGGAUCUUGUGGUGGUAGCAACAUUUGA
This is a messenger RNA of Vicia villosa (hairy vetch), 1545 nucleotides long. RefSeq lists its product as uncharacterized. NCBI's taxonomy places the organism in Eukaryota, Viridiplantae, Streptophyta, Magnoliopsida, Fabales, Fabaceae. The record is from RefSeq and is a predicted model, not a curated record. The transcript is spliced from 7 exons. Bases 1 to 1545 code for a protein of 514 amino acids.